GGUUUCAGGUCAUUGAUCCUCAGAUUAAGAUGGACGGAGAUGGUAUGACUUUUGGGGGGUCAUAUGGCUGACUGCUCCUGGAGGUGAUUGGAAGCUAGAUGAUGGUGGCGGAGGCUGGUGGGAUUCGGUUAGUCUAGGUCGACUUUCUGUCUCAGAUGACGGCAGAGAUUUAGGAGUGAAGGAGUCAUUUUAUCUUGCCUACCAAACUGUUUUGUACAUUUAAAAAGCCUUACUGAAAGCUGUGGUUGCUUUCCCCCUGACAACUAUUGAAGCAUGGCUUGAGUUGGUCCCAGAACUGGGAUAUGAUGCAAUUUCUAGUGUGCCACGUGGAGAGAUUUCCCUGAGAGGAAAAACCUUGUUUUCUGGUUACCACAAGCUACAAGGUCUAACCAAAGAUGGGCUGUUGGAGUCACUGUGGCAGUUUCUCAGGUAUCAGACACCGUGGCAGUUAUGGGAUUGAUCUUGUACGUUAAAUCAAGUAUCACAGGUAUUGUGAAUGCUACUGAGCUUAUACAAAGUAGAAUCAUAGCCAAAAAAAAAAAAAAACAGAAUCAUAGCAUAUCAUAUUUUUAUUCAUUUUUCAGUCUGUUAAUUGGAACUUGGAAGAAGUUAAUAUAAGAAAACAGGUCAAAUGGCCCGAAAAGAAAAAUGGGUAAAAAUUGAAAAAAGUGUAAACGAAAAAUGGCCCAUACAAGUCUUGAAACUGUGAGCUUUGCGUUAUUGGCACAAUGCUUUAACCAGCUGAGCUAAUAUGCCAGUUGAUAAGUUGGAUAAGAAUUAGAUACAAGGAGUGAAUAUGGUAGUGGGAUAUGAGCACUUAGAAAGGCUCACUGGUGUGAUUCGAUUCAAAUUAUUAGUAUGAGAUGAUGGCUGAAACUCUGUUUUCACUGGCAUUGACUAUUAAGAGGAACCCAAGCGGUCAAAUGCUUGGUCAACGCCAAGUCAACGAGAAGAAGGCGGGUCCAUAUGUGUGGACUACAUAUCAAGAGGUGUAUGAUGCAGCCAUUCAUGUGGGUUCAGCCAUCAGAAGCCAUGGUGUCAAUCCUGCCUGUGACAGCCAUGCCAUUACAUAUGUUCCCCUUUAUGACACCCUUGUUGCAAGUGCUAAUGCAGUUGAGUUCAUCAUCAACCGUGCUGAAGUUUCAAUAGCUUUUGUUCAAGAGAACAAAAUCCCUGCUAUUAUAUCAAUCCUUCCAAACUGUUCUAUGCAUUUAAAAAUAAUUGUCAGCUUCACAAAUGUUUCUGCCACUCAAAAGAAGGAAGCAGAAGAACUGGGGGAAUCUUGCUUUUUGUGGGAGGAAUUCCUUCAGUUGGGAAAUUCAGAUUCUGAACUACGCCCAAAACAGAGGACCGCUGUGUGCACAAUAAUGUAUACAAGUGGAACGACUGGAGAACCAAAGGGCGUAAUCGUUACUAAUGCAGCAUUAAUGUCAGAAGAAUUGUCAAUAGACGUAUACUUUUCCUAACAAAUAGAGUGGUAAAUAACUUGACACAGUUAACAUCUUCAAUUUUUUAGCUUUUUAUUCUAUCUUGAUGUUUCUGAAUUAAUGCUUACUCUGCCUCUCUAAAAAAAAAAAUAAAUAAGAGAGGCAGAAUAGCUCCUGUAACUUGUCCCGAG
This is a messenger RNA of Rosa chinensis, 1618 nucleotides long. RefSeq names its product long chain acyl-CoA synthetase 2-like. Gene Ontology annotation, biological process: cutin biosynthetic process; wax biosynthetic process. Gene Ontology annotation, molecular function: long-chain fatty acid-CoA ligase activity. The transcript is spliced from 8 exons. Gene Ontology annotation, cellular component: endoplasmic reticulum; membrane. Bases 864 to 1466 code for a protein of 200 amino acids. Lineage: Eukaryota; Viridiplantae; Streptophyta; Magnoliopsida; Rosales; Rosaceae. The record is from RefSeq and is a predicted model, not a curated record.